This is a messenger RNA of Phacochoerus africanus (Common warthog), 1504 nucleotides long. It is a transcript of the gene CREB3, whose product is annotated as cAMP responsive element binding protein 3. Gene Ontology annotation, molecular function: DNA-binding transcription factor activity, RNA polymerase II-specific; RNA polymerase II cis-regulatory region sequence-specific DNA binding. Gene Ontology annotation, cellular component: nucleus. The coding region runs from base 112 to 1233 and encodes 373 amino acids. Gene Ontology annotation, biological process: regulation of transcription by RNA polymerase II. The record is from RefSeq and is a predicted model, not a curated record. The transcript has 10 exons. NCBI's taxonomy places the organism in Eukaryota, Metazoa, Chordata, Mammalia, Artiodactyla, Suidae.
CCGCCCUCGGGGAGUGAGGGGCUGGCAGGGACGUCCCCUCUAUUUGCAUAGUGCCCGGGACGUGGCGCGCACCGAGGCCACUUCCGCGUCCGGGGAACUCCAAGUCCCAGGAUGCCUCAGGGCUCGAUGUCUCAUAUGGAGCUGGAGUUGGACUCGGGUGACGAUGACUUGCUGGGCUUCCUGUUAGAGGAAAGCGGAGGUUUGGGGGCGGCGCCGGACGAAGCCUUGGAGGCGCCCCUGGAUUGGGAGCUACCACUUUCCGAGGCAUUGAGCGAUUGGGACGUAGAGGAUUUCCUGAACUGCCUGUCGAGUCCCCCAGCAUCGUUGACCGAUUUUAGCCACUCUGACCCCUAUCUUGUCCACCAUGAUCACACCUAUUCUCUGUCACAGGAGUAUGUCUCCAUAGAUCUAGAUAAUGAGGAUUAUGAGGAGGAAGGGGCCCAAAUGACUUCACUGCGUGUGGAGGCGCCCGCAGAGCAGGAGAUUGGUGAGCUGAUACUGACGGAGGAGGAGAAGAGGCUUUUGGAGAAGGAGGGGCUUACUCUGCCCGGGACACUUCCUCUCACUAAGAUGGAGGAACAAGUUCUGAGACGAGUGCGGAGGAAGAUUCGAAACAAAAAGUCUGCUCAAGAGAGCCGCAGGAAGAAGAAAGUGUACGUGGGGAGUUUAGAGAACAGGGUCCUGAAAUACUCGGCCCAGAAUCUGGAGCUACAGAACAAAGUACAGCUCCUGGAGGAGCAGAAUCUGUCCCUUUUGGAUCAGUUGAGGAGGCUGCAGUCCAUGGUGAUUCAGACGGCAAACAAAGCCAGCAGCAGCAGCACCUGCGUCUUGGUCCUGCUCUUCUCCUUCUGUCUCCUCUUCGUACCUGCCAUGUACUCCUCGGACACAAGGGGGAGCCCGCCAGCCGAGCAUGGAGUGUUGUCCCGCCAGCUUCGUGCCCUCCCCAGCGAGGACGUUCCCCAGCGGGACCUGCCUGCGCUGCAGUCAGAGGUACCACAGGACAGCUCGACCCACGAGCUCCAGGCUCCUGGCAACUCUUGCUGCCUGUUCCACCACAUGGCUUGGGCUCCUGGGGCAGAAUCGCCCAUGAAGCUGCCACUGCCCGACCGCUUCUCAAGGUCUUCCAGCCCAGGUCCCAUCUUCCCCCUGCAUGCAAAUCUCACAAGAGAGGGAGGAUGGCUCCCUACCCACAGCCCCAUAUCUGUUACCUUGCAGGGCAGGUACUCAGGCUAAAUGUGAGAAUGCAGGGGGCCUCAGCCAGAGCCUGGUGCCCCCAGUCUGUGUUCAAAGGAAAAGGAAUGGGAGAGGGCGAGCCUCAGGUCCUAUCCCCUGUCAGGAAGCCUGAGGGCACAAACACACCACACUUACUGGCUUUCUGGGGUUUUAUUUGCACCCAUGUAUGUCUGUUGUUCCAUGAAGGGGCCUGGGAGAGUCCACUGACUUCCUUGAACAUUUCAUGCAAUGAGGGGAUGGGGUGAAGAAAGAAAUAAAUAAGUGAUUCUGA